AGCGGAGCGCGUCUCAGCAUUCGGAGCGAAGCGCCUUCAUACGCGCAGAAACACACCGCCAACGCGACGCCACCGUGACGCGUACCACGAGGACUUAAAACGAGGAAUUGUGCCUUUGACACACAGUGUAGAAAGAACGCGAAGAUGUUUACUUGGGCUGUUUUCUUCAUCGUUAUUGCGCACUUUAAUGCGGUUCUCGCCAGCUGCCCAGCUGUGUGCUCGUGCCCGCCAGAGCUGCCCAAAUGCGCGCCCGGAGUCAGUCUGGUGCCGGACGGCUGCGGCUGCUGCAGAGUGUGUGCGAGACAGCUGAAUGAAGACUGCAGCAGGACAGAGCCGUGCGACCACACCAAGGGGCUGGAGUGCAACUUUGGGGCCAGCCACGGGGCCACCAGAGGCAUCUGCCGAGCUAAAUCAGAAGGCAGACCUUGUGAAUACAACAGCAGGAUCUAUCAGAACGGAGAGAGUUUCCAGCCCAACUGUAAGCACCAGUGCACGUGCAUCGACGGGGCGGUGGGAUGCAUUCCCCUGUGCCCGCAGGAGCUCUCCCUGCCCACGCUGGGCUGUGCCAACCCCAGGCUGGUCAAAGUGCCAGGGCAGUGCUGCGAGGAAUGGGUCUGCGACGACGGAAAGCAAAGGGCAUCUCCAGACAAGCUGUUUGGCGGCCAGCAGACGGUGGACGAUUCUGAGAACGACCUGACCAACAGAAACGAGCUCAUCUCUUUCCUCAGGCCUCUGCCCGCGUUCCGAUCGGAGCCGGAAUCGAGGAGGUUUGAGAAGUGCAUCGUUCAGACCACACCGUGGUCCCGGUGCUCCAAGACCUGCGGCACGGGCAUCUCCACCAGAAUAACCAACGACAACAGCGAGUGCAAGCUGAUGAAGGAGACCCGGAUCUGUGAGGUCCGGCCGUGCAGCCAGUCGCCGUACACCAGCCUCAAGAAAGGAAAGAAAUGCAACCGCACCAAAAAGUCCACGCGGCCCGUCAAGUUCACCUACGCUGGAUGCUCCAGCCUGAAGAAGUACCGGCCCAAGUACUGCGGCUCCUGCGUGGACGGCCGCUGCUGCAGCCCGCAGCAGACCCGCACCAUCCGUGUGAAGUUCCGCUGCGACGACGGCGAGACCUUCAACAAGAACGUCAUGAUGAUCGAGUCCUGCAAGUGCACCUACAACUGCUCCCACGGCAACGACGCCUCCUACCCCUUCUACAGACUCUUCAACGACAUCCAUAAGUUCAGGGACUGAGCGGGGAAUCCCGCCACGCCCCCCCGGCGUGAUGUCACCGCAGCCUGGCUGAGUGGGAGAUGGCGGGCCCGCCCACCGAGAAUCAUCUCCUGUUGUAUCCAGAUUCCCACGGAAUUACGGACUUACGUUACGCGGACUUUGAAGUGCACUGUUUGCUGAGGCCGCGUCGGCGUUCGGAAAGACUCGCUCCACACUGGAGCAAUACCAUUAAUGGCUUCGUUACGGAGCUUCCUGUAAAGAGAAACCCAAUUGUACAAUGCGUUUGUUAAUAUUCAAAUGUCCAGUGUAUGUUUUGAUGUCCAAACAGAAGACCAGACCCAAACUGUAGACUUGUAUGUCACGUGCAUCGUUUUGACAACUAUGAACCUGUUCAACGCCCGCUUAAGAGUUGUUUUUUAGGAACUCUUCAAUGUUCGGCAGCUAUCGAAAUCAAACUCCAAUCAAACAAGAUUCCCAAACAAAUGACUUUACGGUUGAAUGAAUGUUUUGUUAUUAUUAUUUAUCGAAAAUGUUGCUUAUUUGAACAUUGUCAUACUGGAAUAAAGUGUGCAAAUAAUCUAUGAUCUAAUUUUAUAUGUAACAAAUAAAAAGAUUUAUUUAUGAAUGA
Triplophysa rosa is the source of this 1846-nucleotide messenger RNA. It is a transcript of the gene ccn1, whose product is annotated as cellular communication network factor 1. The coding region runs from base 145 to 1239 and encodes 364 amino acids. Gene Ontology annotation, molecular function: protein binding. The record is from RefSeq and is a predicted model, not a curated record. The transcript has 5 exons. Gene Ontology annotation, cellular component: extracellular region. NCBI's taxonomy places the organism in Eukaryota, Metazoa, Chordata, Actinopteri, Cypriniformes, Nemacheilidae. Gene Ontology annotation, biological process: signal transduction.